UAAACAUACCACAUGGUUGUAUAGAAGAAGAAGAAGAAGAGAGAAUCACUAUUUCUUAUACUUUAUUUUCCCUUUAAGUACCUUUAUUUAGCUAAAUUGGGUUCCCAGCAAAGCCUCGAGCAAAGUCCAUUUUUUAAUAUAUUUCUCUUGCUCUUUAUUUUGAACAAUUCUCCUAGGGGAGUCCUAUUUGUCACCUUUGAACUGCUGCUUCCCAUGUUUCCUCUCAGAUGUGGGGCUCACUUUGGCUCAGUCAGGUACAAAAGGAAAAAAAACUUCUGGGUUUUGGGACAAAAAGCAUCCAGGAGGACUUUGUUUCCCUGAUGAAGUACCCUCAUAUCUUUCCCUGAGAAUUACCUAUCAUGGUUUUCAGACUCCUAGUGAGUCUGAGAGGACCUGCCACUUUUUUUAAAAAAAGCAGUGAGUACUGUUACCUCCUUUCCAACUACUGGUUUUCAGACUCCUCGUGAGUCCAGGAGGACCUGCCACCUCUUUUUUUUUUUUUUUAAAAGGUGAGUACGAGCACCUCCUUUCCUGCCACCGUUUUCAGACCCCUUGCGGAUCUGGAAGGACCUGCUGCCCCCUACACAAGACCCACAAUGUGGCUGGUUUGGGUGGUGAUAUGCUUAAUCCAACAAGAAGUGACCUCAGAAAAAUCUAUAAAUGGAAGACAUUUGAAUCCUGAACAUUGGAUGAACAUAAGUGAAAUCAUUCAGUAUUGGGGAUACCCUAGUGAAGAGUAUGAAAUCCUGACAAGUGACGGCUAUUAUCUCAAAGCAAACAGAAUUCCUAAUGGAAUACACAGUCCUGAAAAGACAGGGCCUAAACCAGCUGUGUUACUGGUAUCUGGUUUUGUGACUGAAGGAAGAAGUUGGCUCAUCAAUCUUCCCAGAAAUAGCCUGGGAUUUGUUUUAGCAGAUGCUGGCUAUGAUGUUUGGAUAAUAAAUAACAGAGGAACUACCUGGUCUAGAAGACAUCAGAAUUUAACAAUUGACCAAGAAGAAUUCUGGAAUUUUAGUUUUCAUGAAAUGGCAAUUUAUGAUAUUCCUGCAACUAUAAACUUUAUACUACAUAAGACAAAGCAGGAUAGUUUAUAUUACAUUGGUCAUUCUCAAGGAGCUUCAUUGGGUCUUAUUACUUUUUCAGCCUUUCCACAGCUUGCUCUGAAAACGAAACUUUUAGUAUGCCUUGCACCUCCCUACACAAUGAAGGACCUCAAGGGACCAGCAAAAUAUAUUUUACAACUUCCCUACAAAGUUAAAAGGUAUUUAUGGGGCAAUAAAGACUUUCGUCUUCUAAGCAACAGAGCAAAAAACAUCAAUGCCCAUCUAUGCAGCUACCCAGAAAUAAACAAGAUUUGCAUCCAAAUAAUUUUCUCUGUUGUGGGUUUUAAUCAAAACAAUAUAAAUGUGAGUCGAGCCGAUCUUUUUUUGGGAAGUUACCCUGAUUUUGCUUCUGUGAAAACUGUAUUUCAUUGGACCCAGAUUUUUGAAUCAAAUGAAUUUAAACAUUUCGACUUUGGAAACCAGAACAAAGCUAUAUACAACAUGACCAAGCCCCCUUUUUAUAAAUUAGAAGAUAUAACUGUGCCAACAGCUGUUUGGAGUGGUGGGAAUGACUUCAUUGUGACUCCAGAGAACAUAAAUCACCUGCUCCAGCGACUUACUAACUUAAUUUUCCAUAAGUAUAUUCCUAGCUGGCACCAUGCUGAUUUUAUCUGGGGCCUUGAUGCCCCAAAAUACUUGCAUGAGGAUAUUUUUCAUCUAAUGCAGAAUUACAAAUAAAUAUAGGUGGAAGUUUUCUCUGGCAAUAGAGGAUAACAGCAUUUUGAAUUUGAUGUAGAAAAUAAACAGUACAUAUUUUCCACAUUAGUUUUGAAAUGUUACCAUCCUCUUUUGUCAGAAAAUGUCCCUUUGCUCUUAUACCUCCCUUAUUUACACUCUGUAUGUCAAAGCUGCUAACAUUGGAUGUUCUUGCUUUGACAACAGAUGGAAAUGUAGCCAUCUUUUUUCUUUCGCUUUUAGAGUUAGUUGAUGCUGGGAGGGAGGAUGUGGAUGAGAGUCUACUUAGUCAUAACAAUAAUAACUCAGCCAUGGGAAUCAAGAUUAUUGCAUCCAGAUUUGAUAAAAAUUUGGCAGGCUGGAGAGCUUGGGAGAAAGCCCACACUUCAAGCUAAUUGGGGAAUGUGAUUUAUUGCUGUUUAUUGGAGGAGGGAAUUGUGCUUUGUACUUUGUGCCCAGGG
Molecule: messenger RNA, 2239 nt
Organism: Crotalus tigris (Tiger rattlesnake)
Lineage: Eukaryota; Metazoa; Chordata; Lepidosauria; Squamata; Viperidae
Product: lipase member M-like
Exons: 10
Coding region: 597-1781 (394 amino acids)
Biological process (GO): lipid metabolic process
Molecular function (GO): hydrolase activity, acting on ester bonds
Source: RefSeq, a predicted model, not a curated record